Molecule: messenger RNA, 315 nt
Organism: Entrophospora sp. SA101
Lineage: Eukaryota; Fungi; Glomeromycota; Glomeromycetes; Entrophosporales; Entrophosporaceae
Source: the annotation of a GenBank genome assembly
AUGAAAACAUUGACUAAAGGAUGCAUCACAGUUGCAGGGGUCAUAGAUACAGCAUCUCCCUUUAAUGUUAUUAGCAAAGAAUUGUUCAAUAAGCUUAAAGAGGACUAUGGAGUAGUCUUACCAGAUACUGAUACUGCUCCCUUUGAGAUUGUUAAAUCACUCAAGCAUGAAUUGAUUUUGGGACAAUUACGGUUGAUGGACCAUGAAGAUUAUUACAAUUUCCCUUAUAUCAUUUCAAGUGAACCUGAGUCUGAAAUGUCCAAAUUGUCUUCAUCUGAUUCAGAUUCUAAACCUGAUCUAGCUUUGAAGGAAUAA